AUUUCUCACGACUGCAUAUUUCUCAAAUCGUGCAAAGUGCCAUAUUUCGACGAUUGGUUUUCCACACUGAGGCGAUAAGGCGCGUCUGCACGGCGCGGCAACGUCGCUUCGAUAGCUCGCGUGUCGUCGCCUCUCAUAAUCGCCCGCUUGGGCACGCAGCUCACCAAUCGCCCCUAGUUGCCGCGACGCGUUCUUGUCGCGUGGACCUUUGUCGCGAACCGUUGUUGUUUCAAAAAUGGGUCCAAACAAACACACUUAUUAUCUCAGUGAAGAAACGGCCUGCAAACUAAUCAAGGAAGUCAAAUGUAGACCCUGUUUGUGGGAUCCAGAAGACGAAAAUUACACCAACAGAUUACUGUGCGUUACAGCGUGGAAAGAGGUGGCUAAAAACGUCGGACUCACAGAGAUUAUUCUUCGAGCGAAAUGGAAGAAUUUGCGCGAUCUAUUCAAGAAAGAAUUGAAAAAAUUCAAAACUACUUCGUUGAGCAAUUAUAAAGGGCGAUGGAGGUAUUUCCAACCUCUAUGGUUCCUUUUCAAAAUUUGUGAUACAAAUUUUGACGCCGAAACCCAAGAAAACGAUGAUCAGCUUGAGGUAGAAGUAGACAGUUUGAGUAACACAGAAUAUCUAGAGGAAAGCGGUCAAGAAGAUUACGAUGUAGAAAUUGAUAAUUUCUUUCAAGUAGAAUCGAAUAAAGUCGACUUCCUGCAGGAGGAUCCAAUAAGUGAAAGAAAGCCUUAUGCAGACGAUGAUUACGAUUUAAUGUUUUUGAAAUCGUUAAUGCCGUAUUUUAGGCAGUUGGAUUCGAUGAGGAAGUUGGUGCUGAGAAGUAAGAUACAGGAUAUGUUAAUGAAUGAAAUUGCCGCGCAGAAUGCAUCUAGACAUAAUAAGUGAAGUCUUACCAGGUUUGAUCCGCGCAACGCAUAGAUCCUAUUCUUGAGCAAAUGUUGUAACUUAAGACAAAUCUUUCAUGGCAACAUUUAACAACAUUCGAAUCGUCGCAUCGUGUCCUGUUUUUCAACAACAACGCAUGGCGACACGCGUCGUAGACGACAACUAAGUAAUAUUCGACAAAAUUAAAAGACAAGUUUCAAGAAUGGAGCCUCAUUCGCAUCACGCGUCUUUUCAUUUGGUCAAGUAGUGUUUAUUUGGCAGUAAUUGUUUCGGACGGAGAUCGAGAGUAGACCCCCUAGCGCGUCACUGCGCGUAAGCGACGCGUGAAACCGCUCGACUUUAGCCGAGUGUCGACGCGCGCGUGUCGAACUCGUUUAUAAUUAAAAAAACAGGUUACUAUAGGUAUUAGACUAUAAGCGCAAAAGUUGUGUAACCCACAUUCAAUUCGUUUUCUACAAAAUUGCUUUAAAUAAAUGAUCACGGAUCAGCCAUGACCAUGGGACCUGUAAAGGACCCAAUUGAAACCAAUUGGUUAAAAAUAGUUUCAUUUUAUCUACACGUAUAUCAAAAAAGGUAAACAUGUGACUACUAGUGGAAAAAUCUUCGUUUCUGAACGCCGAGUGACAUCGUACUUUCGCUCGAUCAUUAGCACGAACGGAUAUUACAAUUUUUGAAUCGAAAUCGAAUUCGAAAAAGUUAUUAACACCAGUGUUGCCAGAUUGUUACUUUUCGUACAUUCUGCGUCACUAUUGAUCUCUUCCCCGUUUUGCAGUGGCACAAACGCAAACCGCGAAGUUAAGAGAAAACAAAAUUUAAAAAAAAACUUUUGAUCUGUUUGCGUAUUAAGCAAGAAAAUUUUGCUUUCAAGGCAAUUUUUGUAACUUUAAGUUGAGAUUUUUUAAAUGCAACUGUGCAAAGUACAGCGUGUAAAGUAAUUAACUAAACAUUCUUUACUGCGUAUAAUAAAAUACAAUGACAAUACAGAACAAUAAGUAUACCCGGCUAAGCUAAUGUACAUAUGCCAGGUAUUCUUAUUGCUAAGUAGCAAUUAGACGCUUGUAGAAGCGCUACAGCCUACACCUUAGAGGUAUAUGUAAUUGACUAAAUGUAAACCAACCAUAAUGAGGUAUUUUAUGAGAUUAAAUUGUAAGUUACCUGGUUACUUAUCGUAAAAUUAUAACGAACUUUUUGAAAAUCGUUCCAAAUCUAUGAUAAUAUUUUCAGCUACUUAUUACGAACUGUCUAUUUAAAAUAGUUACUACUAAAUACUUAAAUCUAAACCGCAUAAAUUAAAUAUUUAAAUAAAGAUGUCUAAUAUUUUAAUGUCACAUAUCACAUAUUUCCUACGAGAAACAACCUAAAAAUCCAAAAGUUCGCAGCAUUAGGUGAAUGGUUCGCAGCCUUCAAAAAGACGGACAGUUAGUAUCAUGCGACCAAAUUAAAGAGCACGGCAGUAAUUCGACGUUCAUGAAACUCACUAAUAAAUAAUGUAAUUUUGACCGGUUAACCCGAUGCCAUUACAACUAGGUACGUACGUUUGCUUUGUUUGCAAGUGACAACUGAAGUUUGUUUACAUUUAGUUAAGUACUUAAACCUUUAUACUAUACACACUAAUUUUAAUACAAUAUCUAGUAUGCAAAAGUGGUGCGCGCCGCGACUGUGGCGCUGCAGCUGCGCUUCUUAAUAUUGUAUGAAAAUUAGUAG
Molecule: messenger RNA, 2596 nt
Organism: Hyposmocoma kahamanoa
Lineage: Eukaryota; Metazoa; Arthropoda; Insecta; Lepidoptera; Cosmopterigidae
Exons: 2
Coding region: 236-892 (218 amino acids)
Biological process (GO): regulation of transcription by RNA polymerase II
Cellular component (GO): transcription regulator complex; nucleus
Molecular function (GO): DNA binding
Source: RefSeq, a predicted model, not a curated record